Molecule: messenger RNA, 2944 nt
Organism: Pristis pectinata (smalltooth sawfish)
Lineage: Eukaryota; Metazoa; Chordata; Chondrichthyes; Rhinopristiformes; Pristidae
Gene: tpp1
Product: tripeptidyl peptidase I
Exons: 13
Coding region: 339-2060 (573 amino acids)
Biological process (GO): central nervous system development; proteolysis
Molecular function (GO): serine-type endopeptidase activity; tripeptidyl-peptidase activity
Source: RefSeq, a predicted model, not a curated record
UGGCUGUGCUACCUCCGCUUCUAGUCAUCGGGAGCAGCGCAAUUUGGCAAACCAGCAUAGUCACACCAAAACGUGUUCGUUUUCAAAUAUUUGGCUGGAAAUGCAUCGUCAGAUUAUUUUGUCAUUAAAUUAGAGGACAGCACGGUAAUUCUCAGUUUGGUUUCCGUGCCCUUCCACUAUUGCAAACACACGCAGGCGUCCGGGCUGUAUUUUCCGGAAGCAUUUCUGCAACAUCCUGAUUGGGCUGAGUUCAGAACGCGAAAGGUGUGAUUGACGGGAGUGCUUGCACUGCGGAGCCAGCAACUGUGUGGUGAUUCUGGGUCUUCUGACUUCCGACAAUGUCACCGGGGUGCUUGGUAUUCCUCUUUUGCCUUUCUUGCGCCGUGGUCUCUUCUAUCCGUGGUGUCUUCCUCGAACCAGAUCAAGAUGUUAGUCUUCCUGUUGGGUGGAAAUAUGUGGGGCGAGUUUCAGCCACGGACCAAAUUCUUCUCACAUUUGCCCUGAAACAGCAGAAUGUCAACAAGCUGGAAGAAAAGCUGGAGCAAUUAUCAAACCCAGAUUCUCCCCAGUACGGUAAAUACCUCUCCCUGGACCAGUUAUCCAGAAUGAUUCAACCUUCGGAAGAGACUCUCCAAACUGUUUGGACUUGGCUGGGAAACCUUGGCAUACAAGACUGCUCCACAGUCCAGACCUUAGAUUUCUUGAACUGUUUCAUGUCUUCCAGCACUGCUGAAAAGCUAUUGACUGGAUCAAAGUUUAUUCAUUACACCAAUGGCCAUCAGACCCUUAUACGAUCUCUGGCUAAAUAUGAAGUCCCUGAAGGAGUGGCAGAGCAUAUUGAUUUUGUUGGAGGUGUGCAUCGAUUCCCUUCUCAAAAGGCUGUGAUAAGCAAGGCAUGGAAAGCUGGCCAGCACAGAGAAGCAAACUUUCACUUGGGCGUGACACCUGCUGUUGUGAGAAAACGCUAUAACCUCACUGCAAGUGAUGUCGGGUCUCAUGAGAAUAAUAGCCAAGCAGUGGCUCAGUUUCUGGAGCAAUAUUUUCACCAGUUGGACCUUGUAGAAUUCAUGCAAUUAUUUGGUGGAAACUUUGUCCACCGCACCAAAGUAGAUAAGAUAAUAGGGCACCAAGGAGGUAUAAAGGCGGGUUUGGAAGCCAGUCUGGAUGUGGAGUAUAUUAUGAGCACUGGUGCAAACAUUUCCACCUGGAUCUUCAGUAAUGCAGGGAGGCAUAAAUCGCAAGAACCCUUUCUGGAUUGGAUUACUUUACUGAGUAAUAUGUCAUCCAUCCCAUGGGUCCACACCAUCAGUUAUGGAGAUGAUGAGGACAGUUUGUCAGUGGCGUAUUUAAAGAGAAUCAACAUUGAGUUUAUGAAGGCUGGUGUCCGUGGUCUCUCAAUACUCUUUGCUUCUGGUGAUGAUGGUGCAGGCUGCAGAGAAGUUAGAAAAGGCAGAAAUACCUUCAGGCCAAGUUUUCCUGCAUCUAGUCCUUAUGUUACCACUGUGGGAGGAACUUCUUUCAAGAAUCCAUUUCAAAUUACAUUCGAGGUCACGGACUACAUCAGCGGUGGUGGAUUCAGUAAUGUGUUUAAAAUGCCUGAUUAUCAGGCUGCUGCUGUGAAUUCUUAUCUCAAAAGGAUAAAAUCUCUUCCUCCAGACACCUACUACAAUGCUGGUGGUCGUGCCUACCCUGAUGUAGCAGCGCUCUCUGAUAACUACUGGGUUGUGACCAAUUUAAUCCCCAUUCCUUGGGUUUCUGGAACAUCAGCCUCAACUCCAGUCUUUGGUGGUAUCCUGGCCCUCAUUAAUGAUAACAGGUUCCAACAAGGUCUUCCAGCUCUUGGCUUCAUAAACCCCUUGCUUUACAAAAUACAGGAGAAUGGUACAUCUGGAGCUUUCUUUGAUGUAACUAUUGGAUGCCAUUACGGUUGUUUGGAUGAAGAAACUAAAGGUAGAGGAUUCUGUGCUGCUCAGUCUUGGGAUCCUGUGACAGGAUGGGGGACACCAAACUAUCCAGAACUACUCAAGGUACUUCUUCAAAGGAAAGAUCAUCAUCCAUGACCUGAAGAAACCCAAGAUAGAGUGCAAUCUAAAUGAAAACCACAUGCUGAAUUUCUUUCCCCACCUUAAUAAUGUUGCCUUUUGUGAGUAUGUGGAUACUUAUGGCAUUAAUGUUCUAAUUUGUUCCAUUUUUAAUUGAAAAUGUUUAUGCUGCAUUUUAAUUAUUCAGUUGUAUUAUAUGCAAACAAGGCACUGAUAUUCAAAGAAAGAUUAUUGCUGCUUAAAAUUUGUACCAAUACACUCUGUCCCAAAUAAUCAGAAUUGUACAUUAUGGAAACAGGCCCUUUGGCCCACCAUGUCCAGGCACCCAUCUCCACUAAUUCAGUUUUCUUCUUGCACCCCCAUCACUUCCACCUUACCCCACACUAAGGACAGGAUACAGGCACUAAUUAACCUACUGACCAGCAUGGCUUCUAGCAUGUGGAAGGAAACCAGAUCACCUAGAGGAAAAUCUAUGCAGUCAGAGGGAGAACAUGCACACUCCACAAGGAUAGUACCAGAGGUCGGGAUUGAACUCAAGUCUUUGGAGCUGCAAGGGAGGUGUGAACCACUGCAGCACUUUGCUGCCCAAUGGUUACUUAGCUAACCCAACAGAAGUUAAUAUAAUAAUAUUGGCCUAUAGUUAACCAAAUCAGAUACAUAUUGGCACAUUGACAAAUAAUUUAAAUCCAGAUUACUGAAUCCAAGAUGCACAAUGGAGUUUGAUUAAACUUUAACCAGUGGAUCAGUCUAGAUUUAAAUUUGCAAAUGUUGAAUUGUCCAAAUUAGAGAUUACAGUUACAAUUGUUUUGAUAAUCAGGUUUGAAAGUAAGUUAUUUGAAUUUGCUGAAAAUGUUGUUGCAAGAUUUUAUUUACAUAAUUUUUACAUUAAGCUGUACACAAAG